Messenger RNA from Vicia villosa (hairy vetch), 555 nucleotides. RefSeq lists its product as uncharacterized. The transcript has a single exon. The coding region runs from base 1 to 555 and encodes 184 amino acids. The record is from RefSeq and is a predicted model, not a curated record. Lineage: Eukaryota; Viridiplantae; Streptophyta; Magnoliopsida; Fabales; Fabaceae. Gene Ontology annotation, molecular function: zinc ion binding; nucleic acid binding.
AUGAUUUGUACGAAUGUACAGAAGGUGCAGUUGGGUACUCACAUGUUGACGAAAGGAGUUGACGAUUGGUGGAGUAUUACUGUGCGGAGAUUUGAAAGAGAAGGUAUUAAAGUCACUUUGAAUCUUUUUCGUGAUACAUUUUUGGAAAACUAUUUUCCAGAAGAUGUGCGUGGGAAGAAAGAAGUGGAGUUUCUAAAGUUGAAACGAGAAAGAGAACAAUCCAGUGGGAGACCUGAUGAUGUCAAGAGGAAACAAACUGGUUUUGGCAAGAAGCUAAGUGGGGGAGGGACUCCUACUCCACUUAGGUGUUUCAGAUGUGAUGUUAAAGGUCAUCGUGUUGCUGAGUGUAAGAAAGAGGUUACUACUUGUUUCAAGUGUGUCAGGCUAGGCCACAUAGCUGCUAAUUGUAGAGAGGGUUCGAGGGUGACUUGCUACAACUGUGGAGAGCAAGGUCACAUUAGUACCGAGUGUGACAAACCGAAGAAGGAACAGGCGAGUGGGAGAGUACUUGCGUUGUCUAGUGCUAAGACCACUACUAAGGAUAAGCUAAUCUGA